CGCAUGAUUUUCAUUUUGCCGAAAGAAGAAACUUUGCACCGGGAUAAAUAUCAACAAGUAAACUUAAAUCGGGACAUUCCGUCCUUUAAGCAGACUUGGUGCAGUAAGAAAUAAAGACAGCAAAAUGGCUAGUGUCUCGUAUCACAUUGCAAACCUGCUGGAGAAGAUGACCUCCAAUGACAAAGAUUUUCGAUUCAUGGCAACAAAUGAUUUGAUGACAGAGCUUCAGAAGGAUUCCAUUAAGCUGGAUGAUGACAGUGAAAGAAAGGUUGUUAGAAUGUUACUAAAGCUACUGGAGGACAAAAAUGGAGAAGUUCAGAACCUGGCUGUAAAAUGUCUUGGUCCAUUGGUGAACAAAGUAAAGGAGUUUCAGGUGGAGACAAUUGUGGACACACUGUGUAGUAACAUGAUUUCUGACAAAGAACAACUCAGAGACAUUUCCAGCAUUGGUUUAAAGACUGUGAUAAGUGAGUUACCUCCAUCUUCCACUGCUCUGGCGGCCAGCAUCUGUAAGAAAAUCACAGGACGACUGACCAGUGCCAUAGCAAAGCAAGAAGAUGUUUCUGUUCAGUUAGAAGCUUUGGAUAUCCUUGGAGAUCUUCUCAGCAGAUUUGGAGGCUUGUUGAUCAGUUUUCAUCCUAGCAUCAUGCAGUCCUUACUGCCACAAUUAGCCAGUCCAAGAUUGGCAGUCAGAAAAAGGGCCAUUAUUGCUAUUGGUUAUUUGGUGAUGAGCUGUAAUUACACAUUAUUUAAUGAGCUGAUUGAGUUUCUCUUGACUGAGCUGAUCAAGAACUCUUCGACGUCCACCACUAGGACUUACAUACAGUGUGUUGGAGCUAUCAGUCGACAGGCAGGUCAUCGUUUUGGGGAGCACUUGGAGAAGAUGGUUCCUCCCAUUGUAAAGUUUUGUAAGGAGGAGGAUGAUGAACUAAGGGAAUACUGUCUGCAGGCAUUUGAGUCAUUUGUACGAAGAUGUCCUAAAGAAAUAUCUCCAUUUGUUCAGGAGAUAAUCAAGAUCUGCUUGAAAUAUAUUUGCCAUGACCCAAACUAUAACUACGAUGAUGAUGAUGAUGAUGCCAUGGAAACAGAAGGCGAUGAUGAGGACGAAGAGGAGGAAGAUGAAGAAUACAGCGAUGAUGAUGACAUGAGUUGGAAGGUCAGGCGAGCGGCUGCCAAAUGUCUGGAUGCAGUGAUAGGAACCCGACACGAGAUGUUAAUGGAGUUCUACAGGACUGUGUCACCAGCACUUAUAGCAAGGUUUAAAGAGAGAGAAGAGAAUGUAAAGGCAGACAUAUUCCAUGCCUUUGUGACAUUACUGAGACAAACACGACCGUCCAUCUCAGCUGACCCUGAUGCAAUGGAACAGGAUGGAGGGCCAGUGUCUAUGCUACAGACACAGAUACCUGACAUCAUAAAGGCGAUUCACAAACAGCUGAGAGAGAAGAGCGUCAAGACGAGGCAGGGCUGCUUUAGUCUCCUGACGGAACUUGUACUGGUUCUCCCUGGGGCACUAGCCAAACACUUUGAUCAACUUGUACCCGGCAUAAUAUACUCACUUGGGGACAAGAAUUCCAGUUCUAACAUGAAGAUAGACACCCUUUCUUUCCUAAACACUAUUCUGAUUCACCACCAACCUUCAGUUUUUCUCCCCCACAUAAGAAUUCUCGUACCGCCCAUUGUCCAUGCUGUAUCAGAUCCAUUCUACAAAAUCACUUCAGAAGCACUUCUUGUGACACAACAGCUAGUCAAAGUGAUCAGACCUCUAGAGAACCCUGUCCAGUUUAACCACAAGCCCUUUGUUCCGGAGCUGUACCAGUGUACAUUAAAACGACUGAGGGCCGCAGACAUAGACCAGGAGGUCAAGGAGAGGGCAAUCUCAUGCAUGGGACAAAUAAUCCGUAAUAUGGGUGACAGCUUAACUACUGAGCUUAAAGAGUGUCUACCCAUCUUCCUUGAGCGAUUAAAGAAUGAAAUAACAAGACUGACAGCAGUUAAAGCUCUCACAAUGAUAGCAGGAUCACCUUUAAAGAUAGAUUUAAAACCAAUAUUGGAGGAGGGAAUACCAGUGUUAGCGUCUUUCCUUAGAAAGAACCAGAGAGCUCUUAAACUCAGUACCUUGACAUGUUUAGAUGUUUUGGUCAAAUGUUAUGGGGCUUCUCUGUCAGCCAGUAUGAUUUAUGAAGUGAUGAAUGAAAUGCCACCCCUUAUUAAUGAGAAUGAUCUCCAUGUUUCUCAGCUGACUUUGAACUUGUUGACGUCAAUUUCUAAGACCCACAAAUCCUGUAUGGCCAGUCUGCCCAAUGAGAUUCUGCCCCAGAUUCUCUUACUUAUCCAGUCCCCCCUACUUCAGGGAGGGGCCCUCACGGCACUACUGGAGCUGUUCCAAGCACUGGUGGCCACUGGGUUACCCAAACAUGGCUUCAGAGAUUUCCUACAGCUGUUAAUUACACCUAUAUACAAUCCAACAUCCACGACAAACAUGGGGUUUGCUGUCCAUAAACAGGCUUUCCACUCUAUAGCUAAAUGUGUGGCUGCUCUAACUAUGAAAUGUCCAGGAGAAGUAAAUAAUGUAGUGACACAAUUUGUCAAAGAUGUCAAAAAUCCUAAAUCUACAGACUCCAUUAGGUUCUUUGCUCUUCUAGCUCUUGGAGAAAUUGGAAAACAUAUAGACCUGAGUGGACAUGGUGAGAUACAGGCUGUGAUACUGGAAUCUUUCUCUUCACACAAUGAAGAAGUUAAGGCCGCUGCAUCGUAUGCCUUAGGAAACGUCAGUGUUGGAAAUCUACCAAAAUUUUUACCAUUUGUUUUAAAAGAAAUAGAAAAUCAACCAAAGAGGCAAUAUCUCCUUCUCCACUCCUUGAAAGAGAUAAUCAGCUGUGAGUCCACCUCAACAGCUGGAGUAGACAAUCUCAAGCCCUAUGUAUCCUCUGUAUGGUCAAUGUUGUUUAAUCACUGUGAAUGUCCGGAGGAGGGUACCAGAAAUGUUGUUUCUGAGUGUUUAGGAAAACUGACCUUGAUUGACCCAGCUAAUCUUCUCACCAACCUUAAGAAUCAUCUGAGUUCUUCAUCAGCUCUGACCAGGAGUACAGUAGUCACAGCGAUCAAAUUCACCAUAUCUGAUCAGCCACAAGGAAUAGACAACUUAUUACGUAACUGUAUAGGAGAUUUUCUCAAGACUUUACAAGACCCAGAUUUAAAUGUACGACGUGUUGCUUUAGUGACGUUUAAUUCUGCGGCUCACAACAAGCCAUCACUUAUCAGAGAUUUGCUGGAUAAAGUUCUCCCUCAUCUCUACAAUGAAACCAAAGUCAGGAAAGAGCUGAUCCGUGAAGUAGAGAUGGGUCCAUUUAAACACACACUAGAUGAUGGACUAGACAUCAGAAAGGCUGCUUUUGAGUGUAUGUACACACUCCUGGAUUCCUGCCUAGACAGAUUAGACAUUUUUGAGUUUUUGAAUCAUGUUGAGGAUGGUCUAAAGGAUCACUAUGAUAUCAAGAUGUUAACCUAUUUAAUGCUGGUCAGACUGGCUCAUCUCUGUCCCAGUGCUGUACUACAAAGACUAGACAGACUGGUAGAGCCACUUAGAGCCACCUGUACCACUAAAGUGAAGGCACACUCUGUCAAACAGGAAUUUGAGAAACAGGACGAAUUAAAACGGUCAGCCAUGAGAGCUGUAGCUUCACUGCUUGCUAUCCCUGACGCAGACAAAAGUCCACAGAUGAAUGAAUUCUUAUCUCAAAUCAAGCAAAGUACGGAGUUGGCGGCCAUGUUUGAGAGUAUUCAGAAGGACGCCCAGUCGUCGUCUACGGAUAUAAUGAUGAUGGACACCAGCUGAGUCACACAAACUCUUUAUAGACAACCUCUGUCUUGUAAUUAGUGGCAAAAACGGAAAACAAGUGCUACAAUAUGUAUAUGAAAGUGCUGUACUUUUUCUGGAUUUUUAAAAAAAAUUUGAAUUAAAAAGCUUGAAGAAAUCUUACACUCCUGAUAAAACUGCAAAAUUUUGUUGCUGUAUGUUGAAUACCCUUUGUUUCUGAUUUUUUUUUUUCAAAAGAACUUGAAUAUUUUGUUGCAUCAAUGAUCUCUGGAAACUAAAUCUUGUAUUGAUGACUUUUUAUCAUCAAACCUUAGUCUUGACUUCAGAUUGUAUCAAAUGACCUUUUUUAUUUAAUUAAGAUAUGCUAAAAGUACAGUAUUGUGUAAUAGAUUAAAAUUCUAUGUUUUA
This is a messenger RNA of Saccostrea cuccullata (small rock oyster), 4225 nucleotides long. RefSeq names its product cullin-associated NEDD8-dissociated protein 1-like. Gene Ontology annotation, biological process: SCF complex assembly; protein ubiquitination. The record is from RefSeq and is a predicted model, not a curated record. NCBI's taxonomy places the organism in Eukaryota, Metazoa, Mollusca, Bivalvia, Ostreida, Ostreidae. The coding region runs from base 125 to 3835 and encodes 1236 amino acids. The transcript is spliced from 32 exons. Gene Ontology annotation, cellular component: nucleus.